Rhineura floridana is the source of this 15315-nucleotide messenger RNA. RefSeq names its product contactin 2 (gene CNTN2). Gene Ontology annotation, biological process: cell-cell adhesion. Bases 1566 to 4676 code for a protein of 1036 amino acids. The transcript has 24 exons. The record is from RefSeq and is a predicted model, not a curated record. Gene Ontology annotation, molecular function: protein binding. Lineage: Eukaryota; Metazoa; Chordata; Lepidosauria; Squamata; Rhineuridae.
GAUUGCGGCCACGGCUGAAGCCGAGCCGCCAUCUUGGGGAGGCGUGCGUGCACGCAGUGUGCUGGCACGCUGAUGUAGCACGCAGCAAGGGGGCGGGGCAGCAGACGGCCAUUUAAGGCCGGGCUGCCAGCCACCCACCAUCACUGGAAAUUGGCGGCAUUUUUGAACGGCAGCGGGCUCCUGCAUCGGCGGCGCGACGCGGCUCAGGUCGCUCGCCGACGCACGUGGGUUCGCGGGGCUCCGGCAGGCAGGGCGACGGCGAAGGGCGUUCGGAUCACGGCACGGCCUGGGAGCGGCGAGGCCCUGACUCGUGGCAGGGCUGGGGCUUUCGGCACGACCGGAUCGCGGCGCGGCCUGGGAGCGGAUCGCGGCGCGGCCUGGGAGCGGCGAGGACGGCGGAGAGGCCCCGGGGCUGGGGCGUAGCCGGAUCGCGGCGUGGCGCGGCCUGGGAGCAGCAAGGACGGCGGAGAGGCCCUGACACGUGGCGAGGCCUAGGCCUCGGGAGGCCAUCCAGCGGUUGAAGUGCUGCGGCAGCGGCCGUAGGGCCCUUCUCCGGGGAAACCUGCAGGAGCAUACGCAGACCCGUCGGGGCAGCGGAGAGAGCCCGGGGCCUCGUGAGGCCCUCCAACAGCAGAGGUGUGGUGGCAGCGGCUGUGAGGCUCCUCUUCCGGGAGGCCUGCGGGAGGCAUCUGCGGACCUGGUGGUGCAGCGGAGAGGGCCUUAGGCCUCGGGAGGUCCUUCAGCGGAGCCAAGCGAAGCUGCGCAGCGGCGGCAGCGGAUCUCAGGCAAGGCGGCCUUGUGGCCGCAUUUUUAUUUUCUUUCACUACUACCCAAGGGACCCCUGUGGGAACGUUAUUUGCCACUCACCCCCCCAUAACAAAGGAAGUGGGUCCUAGCCCCAUUUAGCACACCGAGGUGGCCAGCAGGGCCCAUUGGCAGGGGACUGCAGGGAGCAAGGGACACUGUCCAGCCGGGCUGUGAGGGCGCUGUGAGGCAUAGCUCAGAAUGCCACCCAAAAAAGGUCAAGGGGGGCCAAAAGGGAAGGGAAGAGCCCCCAGGGCGGAGGGUAGAGGCCCACCCACAGCCGCAGGGGAUGGGGGACAGGGGGAAGGCAUACCAUGGACCGCUAUACUGGCUAGGUUAGAAGCCCUGGAGAGGGGCUCAGCCCAGCCGGCAACUGGGAAAACAAAGGAACCACCCUCCAAGCGGCCCCGGGGAAAAGUGCAACGUCCAGUUGGCGGGGCUAAUGCUGUGGCUAUUACUUCUAUCCUAGCGCGAUUGGACGCGCUGGAGGCAGGGCCUAGCGGGGCAGCAGCAGGAGCGCCUGGAGCAGAAACAGGACCAGCUUUGUCUUCGCAGGCAUCCCCAGGACCACAGCUCACGCAUGGGCCUUCAAUAGACAACAUAGUGGCACAGUCUUGUCACAUUGAAAAUAGGAAUGAGUUCUGGCUCAUUUAAAACCCAGCUGCUGCAACUUUUGAAUUCUUUAUCAUCUGUUAAAUAUUCAAGAAUCACACUCUCCUCGUUCUGUUUGCUGAACUGUAAUACAUAUUCUGAAGCCUACAAUGGGAGCAUCUGUGGAGCCUGUUUUGUUUUUAUUAGCCGUCGUCUCUUUUACAGUAUGGUGGCCAACAGAGAGUACUGUGAGGAACUAUGGGCCAGUCUUUGAAGAACAACCACGUAACAUCCUUUUCCUAGAAGGAUCAACCGAGGAGCAAAUACUUUUGGCCUGUCAAGCACGAGCCAGCCCUCCUGCAACCUAUAGGUGGAAGAUCAAUGGCACAGAGAUCAAGAUAGAGCCAGAUUCCCGUUACAGGCUGAAUGGAGGCAACCUGGUGAUAAGCAACCCAGUGAAAACCAAAGAUGCUGGCUCCUACCAGUGUGUGGCAUCCAACUCCAUGGGCACAGUAGUUAGCAGAGAAACUUAUGUUCGCUUUGGCUUUUUGCAGGAAUUCUCUACAGAAGAGAGAGACCCAGUAAGGGUUACAGAGGGCUGGGGGGUGAUGUUUACUUGCAGCCCACCUCCCCAUUACCCAGGGCUUGCAUACCGCUGGCUUUUAAAUUACUUUCCCAACUUCGUCCCAGCAGAUGGAAGGCGUUUCAUCUCCCAAACAACCGGAAACCUUUACAUUGCUAAAACAGAGGCCUCUGAUCUCGGCAACUACUCCUGUUUUGUCACUGGCCACAUUGAUUCUAUUAAAAAGAGUGUGUUUAGUGCAUUUUCUCAGCUCAACCUUCUCAGAGAAGAUUCCCGACUGUAUGCCCCAAGCAUUAAAGCCAAGUUUCCUUCUGACACUUAUGCUCUGGCUGGACAGCUGGUGACUUUGGAAUGUUUUGCCUUUGGGAACCCUGUCCCUCAAAUAAAAUGGCGGAAGUUGGAUGGUAGCCAGUCCUCCGAGUGGAUCACAAAUGAGCCCCUCUUACAGUUUAAGGAGGUUGGCUUUGAAGAUGAAGGCACUUAUGAGUGUGAAGCUGAGAAUGUUCAAGGAAAAGACACCUAUCGGGGCCGCAUCAUCAUCCAAGCUAAGCCAGAAUGGUUGAAGGUCAUCACAGACAAAGAGGCUGACAUUGGAGCAGAUCUCCACUGGAGCUGUGCUGCCUCUGGCAAGCCAAGGCCUACAAUCAGAUGGCUACGAAAUGGGCAACCAUUAACUUCCCAGAAUCGCUUUGAAGUGAAUGGUGGGGAUUUGAGGAUUUUAAAGUUAACAAUGGAGGACUCUGGAAUGUACCAGUGUGUAGGAGAGAACAAGCAUGGCAAAAUUUAUGCAAGUGCUGAAUUGGCUGUGCAAGCCUUUGCUCCAGAUUUUCGGCUAAACCCUGUGAAGGGACUGAUACCAGCAGCUCGAGGUGGAGAAAUCAUUAUCCGUUGCCAGCCAAGAGCUGCCCCAAAGGCCAUUAUACUCUGGACCAAAGGGACAGAAGUCCUGAGGAAUAGCUCCAGCAUCACUAUCACUCCAGAUGGCACCUUGAUCAUUCGGAAUAUUAGCAAGUUGGAUGAGGGGAAAUACACCUGCUUUGCAGAGAAUUUCAUGGGCAAAGCAAACAGCACAGGAAUCCUCUCAGUUCGAGAUGCUACUAAAAUCACCCUUGCACCAUCCAAUGCUGACAUUAAUGUAGGUGAGAAUAUUACCCUUAAGUGCCACUCCUCUCAUGACCCAACAAUGGAUCUCACCUUUACCUGGUCCCUGGAUGACUUUCUUAUUGACUUUGUCAAGUCUGAAGGCCACUACAAGAGAGCUAGUACAAAAGAGAAUAUUGGAGACCUUUCGAUCUUGAAUGCUCAGCUGAAACAUGCUGGCCGAUAUACUUGCACAGCUCAGACAGUGGUGGACAGUGCUUCUGAGUCGGCCAUGCUGGUUGUAAGAGGUCCUCCAGGACCUCCUGGCGGGUUGGUAGUGAAGGACAUCAAGGACAGCUCUGUGCAACUGAGCUGGAGUCGAGGCUCUGAUAACCACAACCCUAUUGCCAAAUAUGUCAUCCAUGCCCGCACUCCACUCUUCUCCAAAUGGAAGCAAGUGCGCACCAAUCCUGCAAAUAUUGAAGGGAAUGCAGAGACGGCCCAAGUGAUCAACCUCAUACCAUGGAUGGAUUAUGAAUUUCGGGUCCUGGCCAGCAACAUACUUGGAGUGGGAGAACCCAGUGUGCCUUCCACCAAGGUCCGCACCAAAGAAGCUGUCCCCACUAUUGCACCAUCGGGGCUCAAUGGGGGAGGAGGAGCACCUGGAGAACUCAUCAUCAACUGGACGCCAAUGCAGCGGGAGUACCAAAAUGGAGAUGGCUUUGGAUAUAGGCUGUCUUUCCGAAAAGAAGGCACUCAGGUAUGGAAGACAGCAAAUGUGCCCCAUGCAGAAUCGCUACAUUAUGUUUAUCGCAACGAGAGCAUCGCACCCUAUACACCUUUUGAAGUGAAGAUCAAGGCUUUCAACAGGAAGGGGGAGGGACCAGAGAGCCUGGUGUCCAUUGUAUAUUCUGCAGAGGAAGAACCAAGAGUGGCUCCUUCUAACAUUACCGUCAAUGCAGCAUCAGCCACAGAAAUGGAUGUUUCUUGGGAUCCCGUGGAUCACCAUGACAUGAACGGAGUCCUUUUGGGCUAUGAGAUCCGGUACUGGAAAGAUGGGGACAAAGAAGAGGCUGCUGACAGAGUGAGGACUGCAGGCCUUGUCAACUCAGCACAUGUGACAGACCUCCACCCCAAUACAAAGUACCAUGUGGCAGUCAGAGCUUACAACCGGGCAGGGACUGGGCCAGCCAGUCGUCCCUCCAGUUUCACGACCAGAAAGCCCCCACCAGAAAGGCCACCAGGCAACAUUUCCUGGAAGUUUUCCAGCACCAGCGUAAGGAUCAAGUGGGAUCCUGUGACUGCCAAGGCAGACGAGUCUGCUGUCACUGGGUACAAGAUGCUGUAUCAGUCGGACCCACACUCAGCCCCGGUUCUAUACACACCCAUCAAUAAUUGGAUUGAGAUCCUGGUUCCAGAAGACUCUACCCAUGCAGUGGUGCAAAUUCGGACAACUGGUCCUGGUGGAGAUGGAGUCCCAGCAGAGGUGCGCAUCGUGAGAAACAGUGAGACCAGUAUGAUGGUGCGAAAUUCCACUGACCAUCUGGUAGCACCUGCAGUGGUUGCUCUGAUGUACUCACUAAUAAUGUUUGUGCUGAUUGGCAGCUUGGAGCUCUGAUACCUGCCACUAUUAAGGAGGGCUAUUGGAUAAGAUUCCUCCUGAUCUAACCAGAGAGCAAGUCAACAACUGACCAUUAGGAGUAUACAUUUCUACUACAUAUUUCCACCACAACUGCUGAUAGGAAAAAACUCAAGAGGAAAAAAAAAUACUUUUUUUCUUCCUUUUUAAAAAAAAGAAAAUAGAGUAUUUCGUACAAGACAUUGGUUAAAGACUCAUCAAUGAUUUUUUUAACUGAAGAAACAAAUGAUGAAUUUCAUAUGAAUUCUGGAAACUACCUGUCUCAUAUUACUAUAUUCAGUAGAUACUUCUGCCUUACAAAGCCAUUUACAAAAGUAAUCAGACCUGUAAAACUUAUUCUUUCUUUUAAAUACAGAAUAAAUACAUUAUCUUUUUGGAAGGGGCUUUCAAAUUGAUGAACAAACUCCAUAUCAUUCCAAACAUUAUUGAACCAAGGACUCUUGUGUUCGAAGAUAAAGGGGACUCUUUGAGUGGCAGCAUUAGACUAAUCACUGCUUUUCAAGGCAACCAGCUGACACGAUAAAGCUAAUGGAAACUGACAGCCAUUUCCCACCCUGGACUUUAGAAGGAGGAAAUAGAACUUUGUGAAUGGGUUGCCAAAAGUGGAAAACUGAGGCUCAUGGCUGAAACCAAAAAUGUUUUGGUUACCUUGUCAUUUGGCUUCCACCCUGUGUGCCCUGUUCGUAAUCUUCUGUGCGUACCACUCUAGGCGCAACAUAUGCUGUUCCCUCAUAUCCCUAGAAUGCAUUUACCACUUCUUACAUUUUCCUCUGGUUUCUUCUUUUUUCCCCACACCUUCCUAGAGGUUCUGGAGAGAAAGAGUUACAAGAGUAGGGUUUUUUUGUCAAUAAAGAGAGGUUCAGGAUCAUGCUAAAAUGUGGUCAACUCAAGAAGGAUGCUGCAGAAGCCUCUUUUCACUUGCGCACAGUAUCAUCUGCCCAAACAUUCCUUGGCAUGCUUUGAACCUGGGAGCAAGUUUUAUUUAUUAAGUUGACAUGCCUUUUUCCACCUGUAAGAAAGUCCUUAGGUUGCCGAACCAAUCAGUGUUUGGAAAUUUUAUUCUGUACCUAUUGGUUGUUCUGAGAAAAUCGUAGAGUAAUUGAGCCCCUGAAUGUAGGCAUAAGAGUGCUGACUGGCACCUUUAAUUUCUCUGACUGUUCUUCAGUGAUUUAACGUUUGUUACAGAUGUACUUAGCUCUCUCUUAGUAUGCUUUACAUUUUUUGUAGACUAAGGAAGGGAAGGAUUUGAGCUCCCAAGACAGCUUCUAAGAAUGAACCCAUAAGAUUAGUCUGGGAAUCCUGUUAUGCCACUAUAAUACAUCCUUAUACUUUCCUGAACUCAGAAAAUAGAACAGAUCCUUACUGAGUCCACGUUGUCUCUGAUGGAAAGUUUUCAAGGUACAGCAGGGUAGUUUCUUUCAGCUAUUGGGCAUCCUCAUCAAAUAUUACACGUAGUGAAAGGGCUUGAGGAUGGUGUUUUUCCCCUAUGGAAAGGUAGUUAGACAGAAACCGAGUUGGGGCAUUGGUCAUAAACUGAAUCAGGCCAUUUGUCCAUUUAGCCCAUUAUACUAUUUAUUUUGAAUGGAAAUUUCCUGCUGAUCAAGAGUCUUUAACCAGAGAUAGCAGGGAUUGAGCCAGAGAAUGAAUAUGCAUGUUCUAGCAAAAAGCUUCCUAAAAUAGGCUUUCUUCCUACAGUAAGUGUGGAUCCAGGUUGUAAGUUGAUCAAGUGUUGUAAGUGAGGAAAACAGGAUAGCCAUUAUCCUACAGAAACCUUUAUUUUCCAGCCAGAGUUAGUCAUGGGUCUCAACCCUGGGAGCGUCCUUUGCUUUUAAGUUAUUAGAAACUACUAUCAUAGAUAGAGAUGUAGCUCACAGUUUGGUGCUAGUUCGGUUGUCAUUUUGACGAACUGGCAGCUGGUUAUGGUCUGUUAUCAUUAGCGCUUCAUUGUCUGUUUUUUCUGUUUUGACCUUUUCCAUUGCCGCAAAAUAACAUCAUUUUCAUUUUUUCUAACAAUGGCUGUGAUUUUUUAAAUUCAUAAGUAAAUGAGCCAGAUAACUGCCCGUCAAGUAGGCAUCUUGCCUCAGGGUUAUUGUCUGUCCAAGGAAAGGAGGUCAUCAUCCCCCGCCCACACAAUUAAAUGAGGCUUGUACAGUUGAAUUAUUUUUCUAGCUCAACUAUAUGAUGUAAUUUUGAAAACUGGACCUAAUUUAUUUUGGAGCCUUGAGUGCUGCUUUCUGCUGAAUUCUUGUCCUUACAGUUAGCCUGUUUGAAGUUAACCAACUUAUAUUGCUCCCCACACACACAUACACACACCUUGGUCCGUUUUUCAGUGUGCUAGUGGCAAGAUAAUCUUUGCCUGCUUGAGACAACAGACUAGUAAAAAACUGUGAGUUGGGCUAAAGUUACAGAGAUUUAAAAACAAAACAGAUACAAGGGGGAGACAGGUUAAGAAUCAAACACUGAAUGUUAAUAGCCACCAUCAUCACUGCAGUGACAGAGAAGUUAAAGGGAAUACAUAUUUCAGCAGUUCAGAUUGAAGAUGUCAUUGAUAACAAUGUUGGUAUAUUCACUGCUAUUUUUUUUAAAUCCAGUAUCAGGACAAGCUGCAGAAGCUCGUAGCAAACAAGAUUGGUCUGCACAGAUUGUGAACUGGGGGACAGUAGAGUUCUCUUUUAUCGAAUUUCUCACCUACCCCUACUCAUAGGAAACACCUAGCACAGCCCAAGAAUUCUUCACAGCCAAAAAAGGCAUUGUCCAGGACAGGGUCAACAUUGAAAUAAGAUUGUAAGAGGAAAGACAGAGUAUAACUUGUUUGCUUCUAGUUGUCUUUUUGUAACACACUAGACUGGAGCUUUAAGGGGCCUUAGUGGGAAAAUUGGGGCUUGAUGGCAUCUUACAGACAUGUGCCUCUCUACUGUAGCCUUCACCAACUUGAUGCCCUCCAUACGUUUUGUACUACAAUUCCCAGAAGUCCCAACCAGCACAAUGGACUGUAGCGGGUGGUGUGGUGGGGCAGUGGCACUCACCUGACCUCCAGUCAGUCUUGUUGCUGCUACUUACUGGGAGGUAGAGGGGGAAGGAGGAGAUUGGUGGAGUGCAGAAGCACCAGCAGAACCAGUCUGAGGUCCCACCUUCUCCCUCCCAGAAAGCAGCAACACAACCAAGUAGAGGUAGGGUGAGCACUGCCACCCCACCACAUUGUCUACUACUGCAUCUAGAGGGCAUCAGGUUGGCGAAGUCUGCUAUACUGUUUCAGUUAAUGUCAUGUAUCCAUGAAGGCAGUCAUAUGGGGAUUAAAAUGGAUUGAAGGGUCUCCUUACGCAUGAUCUCUGUAAUUUGUGCUAUAAGGCCAGCUAAUGGCUUCCAUUUCCAUGCAGAAGAUCAGAUCUAGGAGAAAGGGAGUCCAUGUGAUUGCCACUUUUUAAAAAUGAUUUUCAGCCCUAUUUAUUAAGGUCAGAAUUAUUGAGCCCCCAGUACUGCAUCAUAUAUGUAGGAGGACUUAUCAUUUGAAUGGCCCCAUGCCUUUAAAAUACCAUAAACUGUGAUGUGGAAGCAUACAACUCUACACACUUGAGGACAGAUGGUGUACAUGUGCUCGGGAGCCACAGUUGGCCUGCAUGUCUGCUGCCAGCCCCCAAGUAUUGGAGGAUGUGCAUUCCCAUACCCAUUUUACAGUGUUUAGUGUUGCAAACACAGCCAAACAUAACUGGAUGUGGAUACCAAUCCCUGUGGCUACUUUUGAAAGCUGGGGGAGGGCAUGAUGAACUUUUCUUCCACCUCCCAAAUCUAAUCUCCCCCAUACUGUUAUUUUCUUGAAUAAGGGUGAAACAUACAGUUUCUUCCCUCCUCUUCAAAGGAGGAAGCAAGAGAAAGAAAGAUGUCUACUUCGAUUCUAAGGUAUCUGCAUAGAAUGUGAAUUGGCCUGUUUGAAUGUUAAAUUAUAGCUAUAUUUUGUAUAUUUUAUAUGAAUUAAGAGGAGUUAUUCUAUUUUUAUUGAAGGUUUGGAACAUUUCUGGCUUUGGGCAAACUGGUAGGCAUUAGGAGUUUUUGGUUUUGUUUUAUCUUUUCUGUUCAGCCUUUCCCUUCAAGAAGAUUGGAGGAGCAUUUGAGCUUGACAGCAGCCCUGUGAGAAAUGUUAGGCAGAGGGACUUGUGUGCACCUAAUAUCCCUGAGCAGGGAUAUUAACCUUGGCUUAAGAACAGAAGAAGGGCCUGGUGGAUCAGGCCAGUGGCCCAUCUAUUCCAGCAUACUGUUCACACAGUGGUCAACCAGAUGCCUAUGGGAAGCCCAAAGGCAGGACGUGAGCACAACUGCACUCUCCCCACUUGUGAUUCCCAGAAACUAGUAUUCAAAGGCAUACUGCCUCUGACAGUGAAGGUAAAACCAAGCCAUCAUGGCUAGUCAUUGAUAGCCUUCUCCUCCAUGAAUUUGUCUGAUCCUCUUUUAAGCCAUCCAAGUUGGUGACCUUCACUACUUCUUGUGGGAGUAAAUUCCAGAAUUUAACAUCCCAUCUCAAAACCCAGCAUGCCAGCUACUCCAUCACUCUGGCUCUCUGGGAGACUUUCUGUGGUGUUGUCUCUCUAGGCUACUGGCCUUGGGAAGUUCUAUUGUGCAUCAUUUCAAAAAAACAUGGAGUCCACCAUGAACAAUUCUGUGCCUCAAAAGAGUGAUAAUUUACCAUAUGAAGUGACACAGGCAAUGUAGUCAAAGUAGCAACGAUCAAGCUUGUUGGCACUAGGAAUGUGCUAGAAUUCUGCCUAGUUCAGAUUUGGUACAGAAUUUUCCAUUUAUUCGGUUAUUCUCUAUUGUUGCCGAUUGGAUUUUUAUGUAGCAUUUUUCUGCAGCUAUUUUCAUGUCUAAAAAGUCUUCCUCUAAAAUAUUGAUAUUAAGAAUGAUAAUGUAUUGAUUUCCUUUCAUUUAUCAAUAUUUCCUUUAAAAAUAUAAAUAUUUCCUUUUAAAAUAUCGAUAUUAAUAUCAAUAUUUUUGCAAGAAAAAAAGCUCAGUAAAAACAGUGGCUAGUGGACAAAGAAUUAACUUGAAUCAAUACCAGCCUGUUAGGUCGAUGGAACUAUCGUGAACUGGCACCAGCCAACAGAUCUCAUCUCUAGUCAGCACUACUGGACAUAUGGAACUGUCUUGUAUUGUCUGUCCCUUGUCUGUCCCAGUACUGACUAUUUGGACAAGAAGCAGCUCCAGGAUAUCAAGCAAAGUUCAUUUCCAGCCCUUUUGUAAUUAGAGAUGCUGAGGAAUGAACCUGGGACCUUCUGCAUAUGGUCUGCCAUUGAACUGUGGCCAUUCAAGGUAUAUCACUUGGAGUCACUCAGGGGAAUCAGGUGUCAGUUAUCUCUGCAUUGCAGAUUAAGAAAGUAAUGCACAGAGUGCUACUCUAGGCUCAAAUUAAGCCAGAGGCUGGCCCACAAACGUGUGAAAUAAUUUUUAAAAUUGCCUAUGAGAAUGUGCAGAGUACCUUAAUUUCUGUACUGGAUAGCCAUGGACUGAGGUCUAAUGGCAGAGUUAGAGGGUGAAGGUUCUCCCAGGCACGUUUGAGCCCCACCAUUUUGCCCUUUCAGAAAUUAAGUACUGGUGGCAACAUUCAGAAUAUCUACGCCAGGGGUAGCUAACCUGUGGUUCUCCAGAUACUGCUGGACUACAACUGCCAUAAUCCCUGACCUUUGGCCAUGUUGACUGCUGAUGAUGGAACUUGGAAUCCAACAACAUCUGAGAAGUAAUUUAACCUGAGAUGGCAAGGAAAGUGUUAACCCAGUAUGCCAAGCUGUCCUGACAACCGGGGCAGAGAGAGGACUAAGUGGUGACUGCUGCUAGGUGUUUGAAAAACUGAAUCUCAUCAUUUUGAUACCUAAGCAAGAACCAGGUGCAAACUGAAAAGGGCACAGAAGCCUCUUUCCUGGUGGUCUUGUAUUCCACCCACCCUCUCGUCUAACAUAGUCUUUUCCACUUUGGUAAUGUGGAAGACUUAAAAGCCAUAGAGUAUCUUAACUAGCAUUGUGUAUCAAUGCGAUGCCAAUAGCCAACAUGUGCAUUCUGUUCAAAGUGGCUGCUGGCAGAGAAAGCCUUGUUGCACUGUUAAUCUCAGUUGAGUUUGAUCGGUGGCAGUGUUCUUUCUUUUCAAGGGCAUGGCAAUACUUUUUCCGUGCCUGGGCUUAGAUGGAGUACAUACGAACCCAGUCCUUCUCCUUGGCCAAGGAAGCUCGACACCAGUGUUGAGCUACUUAUAUCCUGUCCCUCUUCUGUUCUCUCCCAAGGAGACCCUGGUAGUUCUUUUCCUCUCUUUCCUGUUUCACCUAAGAGGAUCUGCCAAACCAAGCUUUCUUUUUCGAAAAAUAACUUUGUCCUGGAGGAAUAAGUGUGAAGGCAGCAUCCUCCAGCUUUUAUUGGACUGUUGGAAGUAGAGAUGAAGGAGAAUUUAGGUCAGUCCACAAUUUUUAAAUGAGCUGACCUAAUUCGCAUCUCCGAGGCUAAUAUAUGACUAAUACAUGGACUGGAAUGGAAUUAGCCUUCAAUUUUCCACUUUUCCAUCUUUUAUGAAACAGUUCUCAGCUCAAAAAACAUACCAAAAUGUGUAAAAAAAAGAUACGUAUUGGGGGAUAAAAUUAAUUUAGAAAUGCAUAUGUUGAGAUAAAUACAUAUUUAAAUAUGUAUUUUGUGUUUAAAUACAUACUUAAAUAUGAUUUGUGUAUGGAUGUUAUUUUUUAAAAGUUGCAGAUUGAUUGUUAAACCUGGACAGAAUAGUUUUUUGACUGAACCCAUGUGAAACACAGAUUGGAAAUACUGAUCCGUCCAUUCAUAGUUGGAAACUAUUUCUUUGGGAGCUAGUGUGGCAUUUGUGAAUGGCUAAAAGACAAGGCAUAUAACCAGGAGAUCCUUGACUCACACCUUGGCUCUGCCACAGACACGGUAGGUGGCCUUAGACAAGUUAUAAUUGCUCAACCUCAGGGUGUCAUCUGUAAAAUGGGGCUAACAAUACUGAUUUAUCUUACAGGAUUGUUUGUAAGGACUGCUGAGAUCAUGUAUGACAAGCACUUUGUAGACUCGUAAAGUGCUAUGAAAAUUUUAUUGUCCUUUUAGUAGCAUGUAGUGUUUUGUUUCAAUUUUUUCUUUCUGUCAACCUGAAGGGGUAUUUUGACAGCAGCGAUCAAAGUGAAUCAGGGUGCUUAGAAAGUCAGGCAGGCAGGGAUCUGUCCCAUACAGGCAAAAAGGAAGAGACCAAUUGCAUCACUUUCGUAGUCCAUAUAACUAUGUUUAAUGCCCUUAUCUAAAAGCAUGCAAGAAGUAGUCAUUUGUGCAGUGUGUAAAUGUGUUUUGGUAGACUGAAUUUUAGAAUGAAAACCAGAGGAUUGCUCCAGGAAUUGCAGGAAGACACACUCUUUGUUGUAUUCUAGCAUUCAAUCUAGAAUACUUCAUUUCUGUUUGGCCUCAAAGAGACUGAACCCUGUGGAGAACUUUCUGCCUGCCACUGUGGCUGUGCUAAUAAAAUAAUUUGUUAUAGCUCAUGUAAUAUGAAAGUGGGAUAGACCUGGGCAUGCCAAAACAAGAGAUAUUUGAAUAUUUGCAAAUGUUUAACAUCCCAUCUCCCACAUUUCUGUGGGGUGGGGUGGGGUGCGAUGGGAUCAGGUGGGGGAAGGAAAGUCAACACUUGCCCCCAUUUCUUUGUUCUGAACUGCAUCCCUGGCACAUAACUGGCAAAAUUCACCUGUGACACAUUGAAUGGAAAGGAUCCUUCCACAUUCCCAAUUAACCUUUUUCCAUGAGUGUCACUCUAGCUUUCAGAAUCACUCUAUAAUAAUUAAAAAUAAGCAGUAUUUAAAAAUAUAAAAGUGAGACACAAUUAGGAUGUAUGAUUAAUAGCCCUGUGAAAUUAUGUGUGUGUGUGUAUGUAUGUAUGUAUAUUUAUAUGUACAUUUGGGGGUGGAAUUGCGUUAUUUCUUCUCAUUCAUUGAAAUCUUUUUGUUACGCUUGCAUUCAUACCCCAACAUCAUGUAUAAAUAAAACUGCUGUACUUGUUCAGGUUUUAUAUUGCAUUGAUCUUUCAAGCCAGUGGCCAUCUGAAGGCAAGCUGGCAUCUGCUGGUAGAUGUCCUGAUGGUUUAAAGUAGAUCAGCAAAGGUUUCUGGAUCCCAGGGAGCUGGGAGUAAACAUAAUGGCUAAGUGACCAAUCUGCGAAGUCUCCAAUUUGAAUCUCAUCUCUGUCAUGAACUCACUAUGGCCCCAUCUGCACUAUACAUUUCAAGCAGUAUCAUACCGCUUUAAACAGUCAUGGCUCUCCAUCCCUCCCAAGAAUCCUGGGAACUGUACCUAAGGGUGCUGUGAGUUGUUAGGAGACCCCUAUUUCCUUCAUAGAGCUACAGUUUCCAGAGUUUCCUGGGAAAGGAGCUUGAUUGUUAAUCCAUUCUGAGAAUUGUAGCUCUGAGUGGAAUAGGGGUCUCUUAACAACUCUCAGUACCCUUAACAAACUCCAAGGAUUUCUUGGAGGAAGCCAUGGCUGUUUAAAGUGGUAUAGCACAGAUGAGAUCUAUGUGGUCUUAGGCAGUCCACUCUCUCACCACUUCUUGCAGCAAUGCUGUCUUACCUUACAGGGUGGUUGAAAGGGUUACUAGAUAAUGCACAUCAACAGUUUUGUACACUUGAAAGUGCAAUACAAAUAUUAAGUAUUUAUUGGCUCCCUGUAAACACAUUAGACUACUGAAACAAACAAAGCUUGGGGAUGGGAAGAAUUGGGUCGAUUUUUGCAUAAAAACACUAAGUUCUGACACUGAAAACAAAUUCCUUGGCUGAGCAUGUGGUCAGAUGUGCCGUGUUCUUUAAUCCCAAGGCCCCAAUCCAGAACACAUUUGCUUCUGAGCAAAUACAGAUAGAAAUGCAUGCCCAAGUGUUAUGUCAAUCUGUCCUAUCCUGAGGCACAACGUAGAUCCUGCAAACCUGAAGUCUGUCCACUCGUUUUUUAAAGUGUUUUAUCCCAUGAUGUUGAAAGUGUGCAACCUGAUCCUACAGAGGUUUCCCUGUGCAGGUUGCCAUCACUGGCAAUGCCAAGGGCUGUUUUGUGGGAUGGGAACCUGUGUUCAGCAGCCAGAGUGUGUGCAACGUGCAUGUUAAUCUCUCUUUAGUCCACAGGUAGGGAACUUGUGGCCCUACAGAGGUUAUUGGACUCCAACUCCCAUCAUCCCAAUAACAGCUGGAAGGCCACGGGUUCAUGCUAGGUGCCCAUCCUGCCACUCACCUAGUGGAUGAUUGGUGCUGACGUUUUGGCUUUGCUGGUCACUUUGGGGAGUGUGGAAGCUUUUGAGGAGCUCCCUCAGUGCUGCAGCAGUUCAGUAUCUUCCUACUGCAGUUGUGAUUCCCUGGAUCAGGACUGUUAGGAACUGAAGAGAAGCAUGCCCUACUUCAUUUCCCCUCAGGUGUCAUUUCCACCUACCAGCUGGAGUCCUAAACACAGCACCUACCUCAAAAUAAGCUCCAUUCUAAUGAAAAUUGAUCAACAGUGGGGGGGGGGUUCAUAUAAGAAAUCUUAUCUACCCUAUUAUAGCUGUGCUCAUUGCACAGCAUGAUUUGACUAGUAUGGAUUCUGAUUGCAAAGUCCAAUAAUUUGCCAAGGCAUCAUCAACACUAUUGGUAAUAUUAAUGUUUACUCACUUUUCCUCAUUUUUAUGUAUUGCAACACAUCCACAUUUUUAUUUUCUAGCAAAGUCAUGUUUUGUCUGCCUUUCACUUCUUUUGUCCAUGGAUGGUUGUAAGGUUUUCACCAUCUAAUUCAAGCCGCAAGGUUAAGCAAAAUUAGGAAUGUCAUUCAUGUGUUCUGCGGUAUGUAUGGUAAGUUGUCUCAUUUGGAAGCAUUCCUUCUUUCUGUUCUUGGAAGCAACCCAAUGGCUACUAGCAAAAUUAAUAGCUGCAAGAGCAUGUGGUCAUUCACACUUUAACACCACACUUUAGAGUGAAUAAAGUGCACUCUCAUGGGAUUUGAAGAAGGUGUGAUGUGCAUUCCAUACAAUUGCCAUUAAUUUAAUGCAAGCUGACUAUAGCUCUGCAGUCUUUCCCAACCUAGUGUCCUCCAGAUGUUUUGGACUUCAGUUCCUUCCCCUCUUACUGGAGAUGAUGGGAGUGGGAGUCUUAACAACUUUCGGAGAGCACCUUGCUGGCAACCCCUACUCUACAGAGUGCUGUGGAGGUCACCAAAGCCACAUUUCAAAGGCACAACUGAUUUGGUCUCCCAGGCUUUUGAUACUGAAUGCAGCAGGGGCAGCCAAUGUGGUUCCUUCCAGAUGUUAUGGACUACAACUUCCAGCAGCCCCAAUUAGUAUUGCCAAUGACCAUGGAUGAUGGGAGCUGUAAUUCACAACAUCAAGGGGGCUGCCCUUGGAAUACAGUUUCCUGUCUUAGACAUUUAGGCCUGACCUCCUUGCACUUAACUUGAAAACUUAACACCAUUUGUCACAACUCUCCUUUCUCUCUUCUCCUCUGAUCUGAUUUCAUUGUACAGGAAACAGGGUGGGGCAAGAAUUCUUCUCAGUAAUUUUGUGUUAUGCUAUUUUUUUUAAAGAAAAUAAAAGAACAACAUAAAACCAAGGAUUGUAAGCAGACUAUAAAUAAUGUUACGUAUUGGCUAC